This is a messenger RNA of Oreochromis aureus, 2133 nucleotides long. Its product is annotated as thyrotropin receptor-like. Bases 1 to 2133 code for a protein of 710 amino acids. The record is from RefSeq and is a predicted model, not a curated record. Gene Ontology annotation, molecular function: thyroid-stimulating hormone receptor activity. Gene Ontology annotation, biological process: G protein-coupled receptor signaling pathway. The transcript has 12 exons. Lineage: Eukaryota; Metazoa; Chordata; Actinopteri; Cichliformes; Cichlidae. Gene Ontology annotation, cellular component: membrane.
AUGACGGAAUUUCUGUGGAAUGAUUUGAACCUGUGGAAUAACCCUGUGACUACUAUUCAUCUGGAGUAUUGUCCACCUCAUUGCCAGUGUGAGUGGGAAAUACACAGUGUGUCGUGCUUUGGAGUUGAGGUUGUGCCUGUUUUCCAUUCCAGCACAAAAGAAGUAUGGCUUCUGGGGACAAAAAUGUAUUCCAUUUCUGAGAAUGCCUUUGCAAACUUGGCCAAUAUUUCUCAAAUAUACAUAUCUGAUGACAGUACAUUAAGAUAUCUUGAAAGGCAUUCUUUCUACAACCUGUCCAGGGUCACACACAUACAACUAAAUGGCAUCAAAACACUGUCAUAUAUUGAUCAAGACGCUUUUAAGAAUCUGCCUAAUUUAAAAUAUCUUGGGAUCACAAACACAGGUCUCACCACCUUUCCUGAGCUACAGCAUAUUCACUCCAGCCAAGAACAUUUUAUAUUGGAGAUGGUGGAGAAUGUUUUUAUCCAAGUCAUACCUGCUAAUUCCUUUACUGGAAUAUCUCUGAAUACUUUGACUAUUGUGCUGAAUAGCAAUGGUGUGAAAGAGAUCCAGGACUAUGCUUUCAAUGGAACCAAACUGGAGGAAGUGUAUCUUGAUAGGAAUUUGGAUUUAGAACAAAUAGAGGAAUUUGCAUUUUAUGGUGUGAUUCAAGGCCCAACUCACCUAGAUCUUUCAGAUACCAAAGUACACUCUUUACCAUCAAUAGGUAUGAAGAACAUUGAAAAGCUCCAAGCUAAAAACACAUGGGCCUUAAAAAUGCUGCCCUCCUUUAGAGCUUUUGUUCACUUACAAAGCGCUGAAUUGACCUUCCCAAGCCAUUGCUGUGGUCUUAAAAUGCUGAAAAGAGGGCAAGGACACUCUGAGGCAGUUAUCUGCAACCUGACAUGGGCUACUUCAGGGAAGCUGCAGCUGUCAUCUGCAACGCUCUCUCAGAGGUAUCUGGAGUACAACAUCUCACAACAUCUGAAAUCUGAAAAGUUUGGUAUUCCAACUCAUGGCAGUGCAAAUAGCAAUCGCAACAGCCUGAUUUGCCCAACCAAGAAGUCUCAGGAUGAUACUUUGUUCUAUGUAAAAACAUAUUCAGAGCAUCUUAGUGAAGUUUUUGACUCUUCGCUGUGUAAUGAACUUGACGCAGAUGAUGGACCCUCAUGCACCCCCCUGCCUGAUGCUUUGAACCCCUGUGAAGAUGUGAUGAGUAAAGACAUCCUGAGGAUAUUGGUCUGGGUCAUCAGUUUAUUUGCCAUUUCAGCAAACCUAUUGGUGCUCGUCAUCCUGUUGACCAGUCGACAGAAAAUGUCUGUUACCCGUUUUCUUAUAGGUCACCUGGCAUUUGCAGAUUGCUGUAUGGGGUUCUACUUGCUGGUCAUUGCAUUUGUGGAUUUCUACACACGCUCCAAUUAUCAUCACUAUGCGAUUACCUGGCAAACAGGAAGUGGCUGCAAUAUAGUGGGAACAUUAUCUGUGUUUGCAAGUGAGUUAUCUGUGUUCACAUUAACUUUAAUCAGUCUUCAGCGCUGGAAUGCCAUCUUCUCAGCUAUCAGGCCAGACAGAAAAAUGAGGUUGCGUCAUGCAUCUGUGCUAAUGCUUGUCGGCUGGUUGUUGUGUGUGUUUCUUGCACUGCUGCCAGUACUUGGUGUGAGCAGUUACCAGAAAGUAAGCAUCUGCUUACCUAUGGACACUGGGACAACUGCUGCACGGACCUACAUUAUUUCUGUCUUGAUUGUUAAUGUCACUGCUUUUAUGGUAGUAUGCUUAUGUUACAUCCACAUCUACUUUAUGGUACACAAUCCCAAUCAUAACUCCAGCAGAUAUGACACGAGCAUGGCCAAACGCAUGGCUGUUAUUAUUUUUACCAACUUUUUAUGUCUGGCUCCCAUUUGUUUCUACGGCCUGUCUGCAGCUUUCCACCACCCGAUGAUAACUGUCACAGAUUCCAAGGUGCUGCUGGUUCUUUUCUAUCCUCUCAACUCUUGCACCAACCCAUUUUUUUAUGCUAUCUUGACAAAGGCAUUUCACAGAGACAUCCUGAUGAUGCUGAGUCAGAUGGGUCUUUGUCAACGGCAAGCACACCUCUAUCGAAGCCAACUAGUCAGUAUUACUCCCUACAUAUAA